Rotaria sp. Silwood1 is the source of this 2196-nucleotide messenger RNA. NCBI's taxonomy places the organism in Eukaryota, Metazoa, Rotifera, Eurotatoria, Philodinida, Philodinidae. The record is from the annotation of a GenBank genome assembly.
AUGCCUGAUUCACCGUCAUCAUCUCAUUGUUGUCUUGUUUGUAUGCUUUUUGGACUUUGUCUUACUCUUGUGGUUAUCCUAGCAGCUGUAUUUAUCUAUCAUUUAAACAGUAGUGAUUUUAGUCAAUUAACAACAAAGUCUAUUACUACAUGUACACACCCAAUAGCCAAAAAACGUCAAUUACCUGAGUUUGUUAAUGUGAAUAUAGAUCCAUGUGAAAAUUUUUAUGAUUUUGUUUGUGAUAAAUUAACACGACGAAAAACUAAAGAACAAUAUAAUGAUAAAGAUGAUUUUGAACAAAAAUGGACACGUAUACGACAUGAAAUUCAUGAUAAACUUAUGACAAAUAUUAGUAGUCAAUCAAUAUCAAACGAAAUGGAUCACAUGUCAUCUGUUUAUCGAUUAUAUCAAUUAUGUGAAAAUCAAUCACCUGAAUUACUACUUUAUGAACUUGAACGUUAUUUUGCUAAACUUAGUCAACAUGAACCAUAUCGAUCAUAUCUAACACUUUUUAAUCAAACAAAUAAGAUUAAAAUUAAUUCAACAUCAUUAAUUUUUCUUGAACCAAAUCCAUUUUUUAAAAUUCAAUCAUUAUCAUCAAAUUCAUCAAUUAUAAGUCGUAUUGAUCGUCGUCCAUUACCUUCAGCAAUAUCUAUCUUUUCAAAUUUAACUAUAUUAAAUCAAACAGCAUUUAAAUAUUUAAAAAAAUUUGAUAAUGAUUAUCUUAAAAUAUUAUCUGAAGAAGAUAUUUUAAUAAAAUCAUAUGAACAAGAAUAUAGUCAAGAUUCAUUAAUUAUAAAACGCAUAUUAUUAUAUUCAAAUUAUGAUUUAUGUUUAUCAUCAUUAACAUCAAAUACAAGUAAUGGUCUAGAAAAAUUAAUACAAUUAUUAAAUCAUUUUCUUCAUUCACGUUUACAAAAUUUUAAUACUAAAUCAAUUGAUAAACAAAUUCGUAUAUUAAAUAAAAUAACAGAUAAUCAUACACUUGUUGAACAUCUUCAACGUAUUAAAAUAGAUUUAAAAACAAUUGAUCAAAUUAUUCUUUUAAAUAAUACAAAUGAUUCUUGUAUUAUCAAUUUACUUGAUCAAUUACUUGAUAAAAGAAUAAAAUCAAAUGAAUUAAUAUCAAUAAUUAAUUUAUAUUCAUCUUAUCAAAUAACAAAUGAUUUUAUUUCAAAUGAUUGGCCAUUUUUAUUUAUGUUAUAUGAUCAUUUAUUAAAAAAAACAUCAAUUGAUACUUUAGUUAAUUAUGCUUUUUUUGAUUAUUAUAGACAAUUUAUUUAUCCAUAUUAUCAACCACAUAUUCAUCAUACUAAUAAUCUUAAUAUUAAUCAUAAUAAUGAAUAUUAUGGUUAUACAUAUAGUACAAAUUAUUCGACUUUAUCAUGCCAUGUUAAAAGUUGUUUUGAUAUUUUUAAUUGUUAUCAUCCUUCUUUACUUAAUCAAUUAAUGGAUAAUCAUAAUCAAACAUUUCUUAAUACAACAAAAACUUUAGUAGAAAAUAUAAUUAAUCGUUUUCGUUUAUUAACUGAACAAUCGGAUAAUUUAUUUCUUAAUGAAAAAAAGCAAAUUCUCAAUAAAUUAAAUCAAAUUCAAAUAUAUGUUGGUCAUUAUUCACCAUUACCAAAUAUUGUUUUAUCCGAUGAAUUAUCAUCAUAUAUUGAAUAUGUUCAAUUAUUUCUAUCAAUUCCAUAUGAUAAACAAGAACGUUCAUAUUAUAUUGAACCAAUUUAUUAUUCAUUAAGUAAUAUAUUAUAUCUUCCAUUUGGUUUUCUUUCUUUAUCAAAAAAUUCAAUUGAAUAUCAUGUUGUAAAACUUCUAUUAAAACUUCUUCGUUCAACUAUUCACUCAAAUCCAUAUAAUAUUGAAUGUUUAUUAAAAUCAUCCGAUGAUGAACAAGAUUUUAUAAAUACAACAAAAUUUUCUUUAAAUGAUGAAUCUAUUGUAUAUUUAUUAUUACGUUCAAAAUUUAUAUUCGAACAAAAAUUAAUUCUUGAUGAAUAUUUAUGGCCAUUUACAAAUACUAAUACAUUAAUGAAAACAUUUCUUAUUGAAUAUACAGCAAAUAAUUAUUGUAGAAAUUUAAAUGGUUAUGAUUUAUUUCUAACUAAUACUUAUUUUAUUGAUGAUAUUCAUUUAAUUUUUCUUUGUCAACAUGCUAAUACAAUUAAACAAUCGAAAUGUACUGUCACUUGA